Messenger RNA from Dermacentor silvarum, 1107 nucleotides. RefSeq lists its product as uncharacterized. The transcript is spliced from 5 exons. Bases 183 to 893 code for a protein of 236 amino acids. Lineage: Eukaryota; Metazoa; Arthropoda; Arachnida; Ixodida; Ixodidae. The record is from RefSeq and is a predicted model, not a curated record.
GUAAGGGAACCAUCCUCGCUCCAGAGGCGUACACGCGCAAGAUCCUCCGCGAUUCUCUGACGCAUACGCGGAGACGGGCACGGGAGAAGGGAGUGCCUUCUUUGAGCGCGAGCCAAUUGUACGGAACGGCACAAAGUGAGCGAGGACGUACACGGCUAGACUGCAUCGAGAACGGAUCUAACAUGUGGAGCCUGUCGGUCAUCGUUCUAUGUUGCGUCUUCGUCGCUGCGACUGCUCAAAGCAGCCUCUACCCGUCUCUGGAAGGCGUGACUGAGGCGACCCCUGCGCCGGGACUGUACGCCGCCGUGGUCAACUACCUGUUCGACCAGGUGCUCAAGGCGGUCAGCCAGUCAGGUACCAUCGACCCGCUCACGGUGCCCAACACCACGCGGCGCUUCGAAACCAAGUUCAUCGUCAAGGUGCAGGCUGAGGCAGGACUCUACUCGGGACGCCUCACCGGCCUGUCAACCAUGCACAGGACCGGCGACUGUCGCGUGAACGUGGGCAGCGGUGGCAUCGAGAUGCGCGUGGACCUUGGCGCCGGGCCCGUGCGCGCCACCUACCGGGGAGCGAUUAAGCUCAUGUCAUUCAGCCAGGACGUCACCAUCGAGUGCGACGUCAACAACAUGCAGAUCAUCGUCGAAGCCAUACAGGCGCCCAACGCCAAGCCCGAGCUGCGGCGGUUCUCGGUGCAGAAGCUGCAAGGGGUGCGCGUGGCGAUCCAGGGCCUCGGGGCGCUGAGCGGCGUGGCCAACGCACUCUCCGUGGUACUGACUACCGUCUUCGAGGAGGAGAUCCGGCGAGCCGUCGAGGACAGCGUGCGGAAACUCUUCUCCGAGAAGCUGGCCGAACUCGGGGGCACAAUACCCGCUGCCCUGGUCGCACUGGGAUAGCCCAGGCACGCGACUCUCACUAGCGACGGUGCAAACGGGUGCUUUCCGACGUUUAAAGACUGCGCGCUGCGCGUGCUGAAUACUCAUCGAAAAGCGGUUCAGAUCUUCUAGAAAAUGAACGCGCUAUAAAUCAAAAGAGACCUACCGUUCCUAGCUAGGUUUAAGGCGAACUCGCAGAAUACACAGCGCACGAGGAAUAAAGCACGCGCUUCCA